UGAGUUGGCAACUAAGUGAUUGCGGAUUUUGUCGAUAUAUGGAAUUUACACUUUCUUUUGUUUUGUUAACGUGGUCAUUGCAUCUAAUCUAUAUUUUGUUUCUUAUUAUUUGGACUUCUACCUUUAAUUUAGUAAAAAAAUUAUAUCGAUUAGAGCUUUAGUUUUGUUUUUAUCCCAAUUUAAAAAUGGAAGAACAAGACGUGCACUUCAGACAUAUUUUAUUGUAUUACUUCCGAAAAGAACGCAUCGUAAGCACAAAAGAAGUUAUGGCCGUAUAUGGAAAUGAAGCCUUGAAAGAAAGGCAGUAUCAAAAUUGGUUUACCAGAUUUCGUUCUGGUGAUUUUUCACUGAAAAAUGCUCAACGAUCUGGCCGUCCAAUUGAAGUCGAUCAGAUCCAUAUCAAGGACAUUAUCGAUUCAGAUCGUCAUAGUACAACACAUGAUAUUGCAGAAAAGCUCAAUGUAUCGCAUACAUGCAUUGAAAAAAAAUUAAAAAUACCUGAUUAUGUCAAGAAACUCGAUUUAUGGAUCCCUCACCAGCUUAAGGAAAUUCAUUUGACGCAACGCAUUAGCAUCUACGAUUCGCUUCUGAAACGCAACGAAACUGAUCCAUUUCUGAAAAGCCUAAUUACUGCGAAAAGUAGAUAGUUUAUAACAACGUUAAUUGGAAGAGAUCGUGGGUGAUGAAAGAUGAACCAGCCCAAACGACAUCAAAAGCAGAGAUUCACCAAAAAAAGAUUAUGCUGUCAGUCUGGUGAGAUUAUAAAGGAAUUUUGUACUUUGAACUUAUGCCAUAAAACCAAACGAUCAAUUCAAACAUGUAAGUUCAACAACUCGCCAAACUGAGCGAUGCAAUUCAAGAAAAGCGGCCGGUAUUGUCAAAUCUUAAGGGUGUCGUUUUCCACCAUGAUAAUGCAAAGCUUCACACGUCUUUGAUCACUCGCCUAAAAUUAUUGGAACUGGAUUGAGAUGUUUUAUCACAUUCACCAUAUAGCCCUGAUCUUGCGCCUUCAGACUACCAUUUGUUUCGUUCCAUGCAGAACUCUUUAAAAAGUAAAAUUUUUAAUAAUGCUGAUGAUGUCAGAUCACAUUUAAUUCAGUUUUUUGAUAGCAAAGAUUAGAAAUUUUACGAACGUGGAAUUUUGACACUGCCAGAACGAUGACAAAAGGCCAUCGACAAGAACGGACAGUAUCUAAUUGAAUAAAGUUAUAUUUUUAAACAAAAAUUAAGAAUUUUCCUUCUUAUUUGAAAUUCGCAAUCACUUAAUUGCCAACC
Messenger RNA from Vespa mandarinia (Asian giant hornet), 1275 nucleotides. RefSeq names its product histone-lysine N-methyltransferase SETMAR pseudogene. The record is from RefSeq and is a predicted model, not a curated record. NCBI's taxonomy places the organism in Eukaryota, Metazoa, Arthropoda, Insecta, Hymenoptera, Vespidae.